Oppia nitens is the source of this 1703-nucleotide messenger RNA. Its product is annotated as disks large-associated protein 5-like. The transcript has 4 exons. The coding region runs from base 202 to 1677 and encodes 491 amino acids. Gene Ontology annotation, cellular component: postsynaptic specialization; glutamatergic synapse. Lineage: Eukaryota; Metazoa; Arthropoda; Arachnida; Sarcoptiformes; Oppiidae. The record is from RefSeq and is a predicted model, not a curated record. Gene Ontology annotation, molecular function: molecular adaptor activity. Gene Ontology annotation, biological process: signaling.
AUGGUUUGACAGUAAAUGACUAUUUGAAGACAUAAUUAACAUUAAGAUGAAUGUGAUAUCACUUUAUUAACGAUAAACUGAUGUCAAAUACAAUGAUAUUUUUGUGAAUAAGAUUUGUCAUUGAUUUUGAUGUGAAAAAAGAUUAUCAAAAGCUAAUGAUUUGAUAAAAUAUAUAAUUUAUUUGAUAAUAUUGUUGAAGAUAUGGACGGCUCAACAAACGGUGUGACCACUCGGUCGGCAUCAGAUCAUACGCUCAUUGCUUUGACUCAAGAAGAUGAUAGUGAGGCCACAAAUAGGACUCAAUUGAACGGCAAAUCAUCACACGUGACAAAUGGUCACCGAUUGCCAUCAUAUAUGGCCAUCAGUUGUGCCAUUUCUGGCUAUUCUGAUUAUAACAGAUACUGUUCCUCAUUGCGGACCAAUAGUUACGCCCGACGUGACUAUAGUUUAACUCAACUCAAGAGUUCAGCUCAAGAACCGGUGAAUCGCAUCAAUGAGUUAGUGAAUCGCAAGAAUAGUAUGAUUGGGGAAGCAUUGAUUACAAGUAGACAUAAUCUAAAUGAAGAUAUUGAUGACAACGAAAGUUGUGGAACCGAUAGAUCACUGGAUGUGACAAACUGUGACAUAAACAGUGAUUUAAAUAAUAAGAACUCAUUAUUAGAGCAAAGGAUCGCCAGUUUGUACGGACAGUCAUUUGCUAAAGACUGGAGAGAAUCGCGAUCUAAAACCAAACAAAAGUCGAACAAUUCAUGCAUUUUAGACAAACAAAGAAGUCCUUCGUGUCCACCAAUUCAUAAAUUAUCACAAAAUAAGACCAUUAAACCAAUACAAAUGAAUAAUACACUGAAUCUAAUAAAAUGCAAAACAACAUCAACUAAUAUCAACCACGAAGACAACAAAAUUGAUAAUUUAAACGAUUCUCUUAAUGAUAAUCUAAACUUUAAUCAUUCAAAUACCGAAAAUCAAAUAUCGAAUAACGGGAUCAAUGAUGAAGUGGUUGUAUCAGAUAUAACACUUAACAAAGAGUCAAAUGAAGACACAAACAAAAAGAUAUGUAAUAUAAAUGAUGUCCCGGAUUCAUGUAUUCAAAGUAAUAGUUAUAAUAUAAAAGAUGGACAUUGGUUUUUGAAUGAAUUAAACAAUACAACUCAAGAUAUACAACAAAAGAUAGAUCUGACCGAAGAGCUGCUUCAAAGACAGAAUAGUCAAAUGAGUGAAGAGAUUUGUGGUAAACUAAGAGCAGCCAUCGGAAAGGCUAAUCUACUUAUAAAUAAGAAAUUUAAACAGUUUCAUGAAUUAUGUCUCAAAAAUAUUAGUCAGAUCAAUUCCGAACAAUUCAUUACAACUAAUGAUGAUUUGGAGGGUUUUUGGGAUAUGGUUUGCAUUCAAGUCACUGAUAUUAACAAUACAUUCGCCCAAAUCAAUACACUUGAACAAAGCGGUUGGAACUAUGAGUUAGAUAUACCAAAAAUGAUGACAUCGACGCCAACCAAAGCUCGGUCUCGAAAGUCUACUCCUAAAGGAUCGCCCGCUAAAGCCUGUGAUGAAAACAAUUCAGAACGAGAUUCUGAAAGACGAAAUCGUCUUAAAGAAGCAAAAAGAAAGGCCAGACUGAAGGCCGCACAGACUAACGAUGAGAUCACUAUAUUUGUUCCCUCAAAAGCACUCAAUAAUUAAAUUUUCAUUUUUUUAAUUUAAACUUA